Rhineura floridana is the source of this 1771-nucleotide messenger RNA. RefSeq names its product zona pellucida sperm-binding protein 4-like. The record is from RefSeq and is a predicted model, not a curated record. Gene Ontology annotation, molecular function: structural constituent of egg coat; acrosin binding. Gene Ontology annotation, cellular component: egg coat. The transcript has 12 exons. Lineage: Eukaryota; Metazoa; Chordata; Lepidosauria; Squamata; Rhineuridae. Gene Ontology annotation, biological process: prevention of polyspermy; binding of sperm to zona pellucida. The coding region runs from base 76 to 1740 and encodes 554 amino acids.
UAGGGACUAGCCGUGAAUGAGCAUUUGGGGGGUGUAACUUGGCUGGGGGAAGAAGCAGCGGCUUAAGAAACGAAAAUGCCUUUUAGAGAGUUUGGGUUCCUGAUUCUGCUUUUGGGAGCGGUCCAGGUGUGUUUCUCUGACGCUGGCACCUUUUGGGAAACAGCUUUCCUGAACUGCGAUGAUAAAAGUUUCUCCUUUCUCUUACGACCUCGGCCAAAGGUCUUCUCCUCUGUAAUAAGGCUUCUGGAUCCUGAAGGCAAGCCCCAUACUCUAAAGAACGACUCCUCCUGUGGGACUUCAGUGGCUCCGAAUCCAGAUGGCUCUGUGGCUGCAAACGUGACCUUUGCUGGGUGUUACACCAAAGCACAAGACUCGAGCUACCGGACGACGAUCCAUAUCGAAGGUCUUGGGGCAGAUGGGCGGAUGACCUCUUAUAAAGAGGAGCUGAGUUGUCCAGAACCUCCUCUUGCCCUGGACACCCCCAGCCCUAGCCUGUGCUCAGCUAUUGCGGCACCAGACAGACUCCUCUGCGGCACCCAUCAAGUCAGACAAGCAGAAUGUGCUGGCCUCGGGUGCUGCUACAGCCCAACGGACAGAGUGGCACCCUGUUACUAUGCCAACAAAGUGACUGCCCGCUGCACCCCAGACGGCCAGUUCUCCAUCGCCAUCUCCAGGAACGCGACUCGCCCGCAGCUCAGCUUGGAGUCUGUGCACCUGCUAAGUAAUCAGGGGGGGCGGUGUGCCCCAGCCUCCAGCAAUAACAUGUUUGUCCUCUUCCAGUUUCCGCUGUCUGCAUGUGGGACGACCUUCAAGGUAAGGGAAUCUGGAAACCGGCAGGUGUAUGAAAAUGAGCUGUUGGCAGACAGGCAGGUCCUUGUAUCUCAGUCUGGGUCCAUUACCCGGGACAGCGACUUCAGGUUGACCGUCCGCUGUAGCUACUCAGCUGAGGAUUCGCUCCCCAUCAGCAUCCUGAUCGCCACUCCUCCACCACCGGCCGCCGUAGCCGAGCAAGGACCCCUUACCUUGGAGAUGAGGAUUGCUCGAGACGAGACCUAUUCCUCUUACUACAUCAACUCGGACUACCCAGUGGUGAAGGUCCUCCGUGACCCGGUUAACGUUGAAGUCCGGAUCCUUGGCAGGACAGACCCAGCACUGGUCCUCGUCUUGCACGAAUGCUGGGCCACACCGAGCACCAACCCCCUGCAGAAGCCGGAGUGGCUGCUUUUGGAGGCUGGGUGUCCUUACAAAGGAGACAACUACCAAACACAACUGGUGCCCGUCGGGGUGGACUCGGGUCUGCAGUUUCCAUCGCACUAUCAGCGCUUUGUUGUCAGUAUCUUCACGUUUGUGGACGGACCUUCUCGGAGGAUGCUCUCUGGCCCGGUAUAUUUCCACUGCAGUGCAUCUGCCUGCGUGCCAUCUGUACCUGAAAGUUGCAGCGUCCUCUGUGAUGCAAAUCCUCUAAGCAGAAGUCGAAGGGCAGCACGAGACCACGCACUGCCUGAGAAGUGGCUGACUCUAGUGACUUCGGAUGGGCCCGUGGACUUCUUUGGCAAGGCCACAGAUACAGUGAUUCAUGAAGAGCCCCGAGCACUCCCCCAUGCAGCAUUAAUGCAGUGGGACGAUACCCUUUUCCUCAUAGCUGGUCUCGUAGCUGUCCUGGCCGUCGGCACUCUUUCCUUCAUCAUCCUGAGGAAGCACCGGGCAGCGCAAGAGGGGCCAAACCUUUCCCUUGCAUAAGAAAAUAAAAUAAAAAGAGAAUGCUAAUGGA